UUCAAAACGUAUUUUUCUUCCACGUGCUGUAUUAAAAUAACUUUAUACUUACACAAUAAUAUCAUGUAUCAUUAUGAGUCAUGUCAUCUCUUGUUUCAUGAAACUUAGCGGCGAAAACAAAACAUUCAAUGAUCAAUUUCAUCAUUGAAAGUUGAAAGUCAAACUAUCACGGAAAUAGACAACAACAACAACGACACAAAAAGCAAAGCGGAACCACCGAAGAUUACACACAUCAGAGACAUUCAAACUAAACAAAUAAUUACAUGUCAAUUCGAUUUUUUCGUUAAAAAGAGAAAGCGGUACAUCAUACUACUGAAUACAUACAUACACGCGUAUAAGUAAUAUCAAUUGCAAUUAUUGUUAAUUCUAUACACCGGAAUAUGUAUAUAUACAGUGACGCUGAAUAGAGAGGUUAUCUUUCGAUUCAUGACAGUUGCUACUCUCCCGCGCUCUCUCUCUCUGUUGGUCUGUCUGUAUCUCAUAGCAAUCAAACAGGAAGAGCAACGACAGAAGGAGCAUGUAAUGUAAUGUAAUGAGAGUAGAAAGACAAAGUAGAACUUAAACAUCAAACGUUUUCCGUUUUCUGUGUUUAAUCUCUGCCUCCCUCUCUUUGCCUCUCUCCGUCUCACCCUGAAUACAUCUCAAACAGAGCAUGUUGAUUUUGUCAAUACUCUCCUCUACCGAUAUACAUAUAUAUAUUGAACAAACAUACUCACGACGAUAACUGUAAUAAAAUAACUCGUAUGACAAAAGUGUCAUUGUCAGACAAUUAGUCUCUUGAUUGGUUAACCUGUUUGCAUAUAUAUAUACCCAUAUAUUGGUGUGAUUUCCUCCAUUUUUGUUCUCAAGAUACUCAAGAAACAUUUCCAGUGGUAAACGAGGCAGUAUAUGAGUAUGGAUGUUCCAAAUGAACUUACUUAAUACCUCACACACACACAUACACACACAAAAGAAAUAAUAUACUGCUGAGGAAUUAUACAAUAUACCGCUACCGCUACUAAAAAACUUUGUAGAAUUUUAUCAAUACAUUUUUUUUCUCGAAAGUAAGCUCCCUUGAGAGAGAGAAGAAUUAGCCGUGUUCAAAUUAAAACUGUUGCAUACUACUACUACUAAUAUUACUAUUGCCAUUAGUAGUAAAAUUAGUAACAACUCAAAUUUCCUUUGAACAUUUAAAAAUAAGUGGAAAGCAUCUCUCUCGCAGAAAAUAUCAACCAACAAAAUACCAAUUACAUAUCAAGUAGAAAGUUAUCUCUGAAGUCCCUCUCGUUUGUGAGGAGUGUUUUUUACCUGCUGAUUUCUUUGUUCUCUCUGUCACAAAUGGAAACAUAUAUUUGUCCAAGCGAUAGACAAUUAGCAUUACGCGCAAGACUUGGAACUGGAUGGUCAUCUAGAGCACAGUCGGUACAACGUCGUCGAGGUCAACCAUUGAGUACAGAUGAAGAGGAACAAAUUCUACGCGUUCUGAAACGUAAUGAAGUGCUUGCUGAGAACGAGAAAGCUAGAGUUGAAGCAAUGUUGCAAAGACUUGAACGUUUAAAACAAACAACUGGUGGUAAACCAAAUGAAGAAUGUGCACUGUGCAGAAAAGAAUUUGGACAUUUAAGUAAUUUACCAAUAGUCUGCAUGGAAUGCGGUCGAUGUGUAUGUACAGCAUGUUGUGUAGAAGUGACUAUUUCAUCUCUAUGUCGACAACCUGUAACAAAACGUAAUUCCCUACUCAACUUUCAAUGGAUAUCAAAUAUGCAUGGUAGUGGUAGUCUAGCUGGGACACCUCAACAUCAAACUUACUGUCCAGUGAAUAAAAGUCAGGCGAAUGGAGGUACAACAUCGAGUAAUCUAAUGAAUGCGACAAAGAUGACAUCAACAACAACAGCAACAACGGCAACGUCGGAUACAAAUAAACAUAGAUUUUUGAAUCGUCGUAGUAGUCUUAUUGGUACAUUGAAUUCUGCUGCGUUACACAGUCAACAAUUUCUAGAAAGAGUUAGAGUUAAAACAAAUUCACGUCAGGGUGAUAGUCAUUCAUUCGUUUGUAAAAUAUGCUAUGAAGCCAGAGAAAUUUGGAAACGGUCAGGAGCAUGGUUUUAUAAAAGUCUACCACGUCGACAAAUGAUCAGUUGUCCAUCAAGUCCUUCUGCAACACCAAUUUAUAAUGACUGUCAAACGCUGAAUGAUCUCACAGAUCUUGUUAAACCGAUUAAAACAAAUUUUGACUAUGCAAGUAAUUCUGAUCAUACGGAUAAUGAUUCAGAACAAUGGAUACAAUUGAAACCUAACAGACGACCUUCAAAACCUGAAGGUUCCGAGUCUGUCAGCCCUCCUAUCUCUAGUACAAAUAAAGAUUCAUCUUCAAGUGAAGCUAUUUCGACUACAAAAGUACGCAGUAUAGCUAAAGAAUUUCCAAAAUCCCCAGAACAUUCUACCCAAAAUCUCACGGAAGCCUCCAAACCUACUUCUCCAUCCUAUACAAGUGUGCCUGGAAUGGUAACCAGUCCAGAUAACGCCUAUAAACAAUCACCAUGCCCAUUGCCCGACUCUCCUAAUCCUAAUUCCUCAUGGAAGCCUCAGUCUGUUCCACCUAUCUCAACUCUAUCCUUUCAUCCAGCAUUUACGCCCAGCAAAACUGCUGGUCAUUCAACAGCCUCUGCUUUAGCCUCUUCAUUUACUAAUACAAAUUCUACUCAAAAGGUUGCAAGUUUAACAGGUGAAAAGGAGCCUGCUAAUCUUCUUUCAACUGCAUCAAAUGCUGUAUCUUCAGUACGACGUCCAACUGUAUCUCCAAGUGAAGAAGCUCCAUUUGGUAUCCUCUACUUCACCCUAUAUCAUGAUACAGCAAACAAACAGCUUCAUGUUGCAAUACACAAGGCUAAGAAUUUAAUUGCAAUGGAUGCCAAUGGUCUAUCAGAUCCUUAUGUUGUCUGUCAACUUCUGCCUACUAGUCAUAAUAGUCCUGCACCACGUACUUCUACAAGACCACAAUGUUUAAAUCCUGUCUGGAAUGAAGCAUUGACCUUUGAACCAUUUGAUGGGAAAAAUAUUAAUACAAAAACUUUGAGAUUAGCUGUCUUAGAUGAAGAUUUAUACGGUUCCGACUGGCUUGGAGAAUAUCGUUUACAAUUAUCCCAAUUAAUCCCUAAUCGUUUAACUGACUUUGCUGUCCCAUUAGGUCCACGUAAACCGGUACAACGUGGUGAAUAUGAUCUCGCCUGUCCAACACGUGGAAAAAUUCAACUUGGUCUUGGCUACCUAGAAGAUCGUAAACAAUUAUACGUUGAAGUAAUACGAUGCGCUGAUCUAGCUCCAAUGGAUCCUAAUGGUUUCUCUGAUCCUUUCGUAAAACUUUACCUUCGACCGGAUAAAACAAAGAAAACGAAACAAAAAACUCAAAUUAAAAAGGCCACACUAUUUCCUGAAUUUCAUGAGACCUUCUUUUACGACUUGAAUGCAUCUGAAGCGGGUAGUCGAACACUUGAAGUAACAGUAUGGGAUUUUGAUCAUGGACCAAGUAAUGAUUUCAUCGGUGGAUUGACAUUAGGCGCAGGUGCUAAAGCUGAACGAAGAGAAUUAUGGUUGGCGGUAUUUCGUCCACCGUAUCGUCGUAUUGAAGCCUGGUUCCAGUUAUCUAAUCGUACUGAAAAUGGUAAUCAAUUUACAACACCUGGAGUCUGUGAUUGAAAGAACCAACCUACCAUCGAUGAUGAUAAUAGUGAUAAUAAUAAUUUAUUUUUUCACAUAUUCACUAUAAACUAUUUAUUGAUUGAUUUUUUCUUACUUUUCUUUUCCAUAUUUCAUGAUGUUGAUGUUGUUAAAAUGUGAUAAUUACUCGUUAACGAUCUGCAUACACUAAGAUUUUAAAAUUCCUUCACAUUUAUCUAUACUGUCUUUCAUUUCUAAAUUUGCAUUUAUUGUACAAAAUUAAAUAAGGUCACAAAAAAAAAACUGACAAAAUGUCCUCUCCUCUAACAAAAAUGCGCGUGUCCCUGUAUAUGUCAUUGUUAUUCGCUUUUGCGUCAGUGGAAAAUCUACUGAGUCGAAAGACGGAAGCACAAAAUUAUUACUAAUAUUGUUAUAUCGAUCCAUGUAUUGUUUUAUAAUCUUCUCAGAUACCCAAUGUACUCUACUCUGUCCUCACACACUGCAUAAACACACACAUAAACUUCUGCCUUUUAACAGUCCUAAUCCAUUCAAAUAUUCAGCUGACUUAUCUCUCUAACGAACUGAUAGGUUAUACACGAUAUUUAAAUUAUUCCUGUGUUUAUUUCGUUGUCAUAACAACAUUCGUUCAUGUUGUUAAAUUUAUAUGAAUUUAAACAAAGUUAUUGAACAUUGAAUCGAUUAAUUCAUCAAUUAAUUAACUGACUGACUGAUUGAUUGAUUGAUUGACUGUCUAACUUUAUCUUUUUUAAACAUUCGUAUAAGUUUUUAAAAAAGUUGUAAAUGCAUUUAUUGUUAUGCCUAUUCAAGAUUAAUAUAAUUAAAAUACACACAUAAAUAUUUAUCUUUUAUGCGAUAAAAAUUGACGAAAAAUAAACAUUGGGCAUUGAACACUUGUUUGUUUCUUUAUUUAUAUAAAAGUGAGAAUCCAUCAAUGAUUAAUAAACAAAUUAAUUAAUUAAUUAAAACUCAGUUAAUCGCAUGUUGUUUACUGCUAAUGUGUUUGUCAGUUUCUUUUUA
Molecule: messenger RNA, 4674 nt
Organism: Trichobilharzia szidati
Lineage: Eukaryota; Metazoa; Platyhelminthes; Trematoda; Strigeidida; Schistosomatidae
Source: the annotation of a GenBank genome assembly